Molecule: messenger RNA, 2134 nt
Organism: Musca domestica (house fly)
Lineage: Eukaryota; Metazoa; Arthropoda; Insecta; Diptera; Muscidae
Product: zinc finger protein 761
Exons: 3
Coding region: 169-1977 (602 amino acids)
Biological process (GO): regulation of transcription by RNA polymerase II
Molecular function (GO): RNA polymerase II cis-regulatory region sequence-specific DNA binding; DNA-binding transcription factor activity
Source: RefSeq, a predicted model, not a curated record
AACAUACUCAUCAAUUGAAAACCUAGACAUACUCUCACUGAACGUACCCAUAUGUUGUGUUAAUGAGGGUUCCUGGAAUAUAAACAAACUAACAUUGAACAUACCCAACAUACCCUCUAGAAAAUAUAUGAAAACAUAAACUAUUUCAGAAAAUAACAUUCCAAGCAAAUGGGCGAUUAUAGUAACUACAUAAAAUGUGGACAAGUCCUUUUGUCACCCUCGAUAAAUCAAGAAAAUAAAUACAUAUUAAACUGUCAUGAUUGUGAUGAGUAUUUGGAUGACUUGUUCGAGCUCAUUGGUCACUGGCGGAAUAAACACUUCUUUGAUGGCAAUGUUCGUGAUAUACAUACUGUGGAUGAAACCACUGCUGCCGACCCACUGGAUAUUAAUAAUGACCAAGAAUAUAUGUUUAUGGCGAAAAGGGAGAGUCCAAGACCUGGCGAUGGCCCCAAUCUGGAACCUAUUGUAAAAAACGAGCCUUUGGAUGAUAAUGUUCAUGGAAGAGAUCCAUAUAUGCUGGGAAAAUUAGAGGAGAUGGAGCCGGUUGAUGUUAAGGAGGCGAUAAUUUGUGCAAAUGCUAAUCAGGAUCCCCUAAAUAAUACAACUAUUCAAAUUAAAGAGGAAAAUAUAGAUGCUGAUGACAUGUCGUGGGAGGACAACAAGUACCCGGAUGAAAACGAAUGGGAAAAGAAUGAUGAAGAGCUUAGCGAAAUUGAAAUCGAAAGCUAUUCCAAAUUCGUGAAUGAUUUCAUGAAUACAAGACCAAAUGGUUUGGCAUUUAUUAGGGCUUUAAAAAAUAAUCCCCAACUCUGGGAUAAUGAACUUAUCAAAAAUAUUAAACCCCAACAAAGGCCAAUAUAUUUGCAACAAAUUGUUUCUGAGGUCCAAAUGGAAACAUCUGUGCUACUAUCCCUAGAACAGACUAGUGCCAUAGUAGCUUAUUUGCGUUUGAAAUAUAAAUGGACCACGGGUGAAAUUAUCGAACCAGACUGGUUCUUUGAACACCUAGAAUUUUUGCAUGUACCCGUUCGAAUGAUUUCUCUGUCGGAAUUCGGCAACAAUAAUUUGAAUUCUCAACAGAUUAUACAAAUUCUGAGAAUAUAUGAAACAUUUCCAUGCCUUUGGAAUAGUGACUUAAUGGAAUAUUGUUGUAACAACAAACGCACGGAAGCCCUGGAAAACAUGCAGCAAAUUUUAGAGUGUGAAAUGCUUAUGAAAGUUGGUAUAAAUGAACUUAAAUUUUAUCUCAACAACGUUCACUUGUUUUGCACUAAACAAAAACGUUUGCAAGGCAUGCCUAGUAGAGAGGAUCCUGAAGCGAAAUAUUUCCAAUACAUUCAAUAUCUCCGCGAUUAUGUGGCACCUUAUGAGUGUUCUGAGUGUAAAAAAGUGAUUAGUAAUCCGUUUAGUUUAAAAAUUCACAGAUCCAAACAUGAUGGCAGCAUACCAUUAAAGUGUUCCUUAUGCCAGAAGCCGUUUACGGAAAAGAACACCUACAUUGAACAUAUUCGACGCCAUAUGAAAGAUUUUAGUUUUGAGUGCAAAGAAUGUGGUAAAGGUUACGUGAAUAAAAACUCUUUGAUGGAACACAUGAGACACUCCCAUACGAAUGAAAGACCAUUCGUUUGUAACAUCUGCGGUUCUUCAUUCCGAAACAAAAGUACUUUUAGGCGUCACAAAUUGAUUCAUGACAAAAAUUACAGCCAUAAAUGUCCUAUUUGUUCAAAGGGGUUUCACAUAAAGUCCGUACUCAAUAAACAUUUGCAGACUCAUAACGAAACAAAAGAAUUCAUCUGCCACUUGUGUAAUCAAGCUUUUAAAACGAAUAUCACAUUGAACAAUCAUUUAGCCAGGCAUAAAGGGAACCCGAAAGUUGAAUGUGAAAUCUGUGGAAAAACGUUUAGUUGUAAAUAUAAUAUGUAUCGACAUACAGUAAAGCAUCGAAAGCAAAUGGCUGAAAAUGAAGAAAAGAAAUAAAACAGUAUUUUUGAAAUACAAAAAAUCCGUGGAUCAAAUACUGGAUAUUCUGUUCGAACCCUAAGGUUAAUUAUGAGCCGUCUUAUUAUUUAUGCACUAAUAUUACAUUUAUUUUUAAUGAAUAGUAUCAAUAAAUAUUUCAUUAAUCUAACAAAUA